AUGAGCCACUACAACGUUCUGGACUUGUUCCCAAUCGACCGAACUCUAAAAGCAGGUUACAAGCCGUAUUGGCUUGAAAUUGUGCUUGUACCUUCUGGUUUUCGUCAACUAUCGUUGUUCAGGGCGUACGGUUAUGCCAAAGAUAACUGGACGUUGAAGCAGUUGUUACACUGUACUCUGAAAGCUAAGAAGCUGAACUUGACAAACCCAAGAAACAAGACAUUUUACCGUGAAAAGAAACGCAUUUCUGGGGAUGAACUUGUAAAGGAAAACUUGUACUUUUGUUUCAUUGAGAUCGACGAUAUUCUGAAGAUCGGAAAAGGAAUCUGUUUAGAACCUUUUUGGAUUUGUGACAAGAUAACACAUUUUGCGGAACUGGUAUUCGACCUCAUGCCCAACUUGUACUUUGUCCACAACAAAAAAUUGGUCACAUUGCCACGAUACUAUGAAAUUCUGGGUUCCUUCCAUUUUGGAUUUAAAGAAAUAGGUAACUUUAUUCAAUAAAUUAUUACUUUAGGCAGAUUUUUUAAACAAGUAUUAGGUUGAACCAAAAGGAAGCUUGACUUUACCAUAAUUUGACUUAAACAAUAUCAUUUUAGGACCAAACAACAAAAAAAUCACCGAUGGUACAUCGAAAAAAGAUGACACUGCAUUGACUCACCACAAGGAGGAAUCUCAUGCUACAAAAGUUCAAGAAGAUAGUCAGGCAGAAGAAGAAUUGGUUCAAAAAGUCAGUAAAGCUUCAGAAGAUAAAGCCACAGAACCUUCUGUAGAAGAAAAUGUCACCAAAUCAGCAUCUGAAGAAGAAAUUACAGGAUCUACAGAUUUUCAGGCCGAAAAUGAAGUUCAUGUAGAGGUCGAAGUUGUACAAGACGAGGACAAAUUGUAUGAUGUUGAAGCUGUCACCGUUUCUUCUAGUGACUACUCUAAGUCUGAUGAUUCCGAUUCUGAAGACGGUUCAAUUGAUGAGGGAUCAGAAUGUAGCUGUGAACGCUUAGACUGCAGUUGUGACGAUUCAGAAUGCAGUUGUGAGGAUUCAGAUUGCAGUUGUGAAGAUGAAGAUUAUAGUGAUGGAGAAUCAGAAUCCGAACAUUCUGAUUGCAGUUCAUGCGAGUCUGAUUCAGAAGAAGAAGAUCAAUUAGAAGAGCGUGAUCCCCACCCAUUAUACAAAAGAGCGAACGAACGUGUCGAAAGAAACAUCUUGUUUGUCCAUCUGGUUUGGUUUUUCAUUUGUUUUAUUCUUACUUUUGGUUUUAGUGGAAUGGAAGUUGUUGAUGUUGAUCUUGAAAAAUGA
Molecule: messenger RNA, 1294 nt
Organism: Bursaphelenchus okinawaensis
Lineage: Eukaryota; Metazoa; Nematoda; Chromadorea; Rhabditida; Aphelenchoididae
Source: the annotation of a GenBank genome assembly